CAGAUCGACUGCGGGCUGGGACAGUCUCCUGCAGACAGUGCUCCCACGGUAGAGAGCAAAAUGUGGGAUAAGUUCUUUUGUUAUUUGACCUUUGGCCUGCUGCUGGUCAUAGCCUGUGCUGCAGCUCCAGCUAGCAACGAUCAUUGCAUCCACUCUGCAGAUCAUCACAAACACCUUCAUCACGCCAAGGAGGAGCACCAUCCUAGCCAUGAGGGUGCCCACCAAGACUGCCAUCUGCUUUCCCCACACAAUGCUGACUUUGCUUUCAGUCUGUACAGGAAGCUAAAUGCCCUGCCUGACUCUAAGGGCAAGAACAUCUUUUUCAGUCCUGUGAGCAUCUCUAUGGCACUAUCCCUGCUAGCACUGGGCGCCAAGGAACAGACUCACUCAGAGAUCUACCGUGUACUGGAAUACAGUAACCUCCAGCCCGCACAGGUUAAUGAGGGAUACGAGCACCUGCUCCACAUGCUCAACCACAGCCGAGACGCCUUUCAGCUGGAGAUGGGCAGUUCUCUAGCUAUCAGACAGGGCUUCAAGCCACUUGACAAGUUCCUGCAGGAUGCCCAACACUACUAUCAGAGUGAGGCUUUCACUGCUGAUUUCAGCAAACCUGAUGUGGCUGCACAAGAGAUCAAUAAGUACAUUGCCAAGAAGACAGAGGACAUGAUCACUGACUUGGUUAAGGAUGUGGAUAAAGACACUGUCAUGAUGCUGAUAAGUUAUUUGUUUUUCAGAGGUAAAUGGGAGAAACCUUUUGAUGCAAAACGCACUUAUAAAGACGAUUUCCAUGUGGAUGAAAACACCAAAGUGACAGUGGACAUGAUGUCAAGGAAUGGAUUAUAUCAGUAUUACAUAGACCAAGCCAACCACACCACUGUCCUGAUGUUGCCAUACAAGGGCAAUGCCUCCAUGAUGAUCCUUCUUCCUGAUGAGGGGAAGAUGCAGGAGGUGGAGGGGCUCCUCUCUAAAGAACAGAUCAAACACUGGCAUGACAGUCUUUUGAGAGAAAGGUUCCCAGUGACAGUGCCCAAGUUCUCCAUGUCAGCAACUUACUCCCUGGCUGACACUCUGCAGGAGAUGGGAAUGGUCAAUGCAUUUUCACAAUCAGCAGACCUCUCUGGAAUUUCAGAGUCACACAAGCUGAUGGUUUCAAAGGUGGAACAUAAGGCAGUUCUCAAAGUGGAUGAGAGAGGCACUGAGGCAGCUGCUGCCACCACUGUAGAGAUUGUGCUAAUGUCAGCACUACCAAGACUGAGAAUCAACCUGAACAGACCCUUCCUCCUGCUGAUUGUUGAAGACAGCACCAAAACUAUCCUCUUCAUGGGCAAGAUCACAGACCCCACUGCUGUAUAAGUGCCCCUCAACUGCUAAUCAAAAUAAAUAUACAUAGAGUUAACUUGAAGAUUUGUUUUUGCUGCAAUUUGUUUUCAUAACAAACAAACAAACAAAAAUUAUAAUAUUAAGUGUAGAACUGGCAGAGUUGUAAAAGAGAGACUUAAAACUCUCGUAGGUCUCUGUUAUAAUGUAACAUUUAGUCAGCUGUACAACACAUACUCCAUCUGCAAAUCCAUAUUGUUUCCCCAUGCUGGUAAUAUACAAUAUAUAUUACUUCUUGUAUUAUUAAUAGUGAUGUUACCCUGUUACCUAAAUUUAGAGUAAAAUUAUCAUUUGUUUUUACAGUGUGAUAUGUCAUAUUCACAUUCUGUUCUCUUGAAAUUUCCCAGGUGGGAAUACAUUGAAAUUGUCUUCCACGUUCAGUUUCUAAGCGUAUUCUAACAUACUGAGUUCAAAUCCAUUUUAAUUGCCUUGGUCUUAGUGAAGUGACAGACAAAAGUAGAGUAGAGUAAUAAGCUGUUGUCCCUUAUUGAGUUGAGGUCCCAACAGGUGUGGCAUUUUAGACUGGGAAUCUUCAUAUGAUUCUUGGAUCAAGUGUGUACACAUUUUCAUUUGUGUCUAUGUAUGUUUAUAUGACUAUCUACAUCUACAACCUAAAUAAAUUCCUCAUCUUAUUUUUGUCUGUUCGAU
Molecule: messenger RNA, 2025 nt
Organism: Chanos chanos (milkfish)
Lineage: Eukaryota; Metazoa; Chordata; Actinopteri; Gonorynchiformes; Chanidae
Product: alpha-1-antitrypsin homolog
Exons: 5
Coding region: 61-1353 (430 amino acids)
Molecular function (GO): serine-type endopeptidase inhibitor activity
Source: RefSeq, a predicted model, not a curated record